AUGCCGCACCCACGCAACUCCAGGAGCGUGAGCUCGAAGCAGUCGUGGCCAGGCAAAGCGGUCUCGGUGGAAAACACGCAAGCCGAGAAGGAGGAGAGCUCUCAGACCAAGCGGUCCCCCUCCUCACCCCAGGGGGCACCCAAAAAGCGCUCUGCCUUUGGGGAUAUCACCAACGCUCACAAGACGCAGCAGCUGGGGGGGAAGAAGGAGGCAGCGAAGUCGGUUUCCAAGAAGGUGCCAAAGGGCUUGGCAGUGGUGCCUGUUGCCAAGAACAAUGAGAUCAACCUGAAAAAGUCCCUGAACCAAAUUCCCUCGGUGGAGGCGCCGGCUGAAACCGACCACACAAAGGGCCGGACAGCAGGGGACGCUCCUGUGCCGACUCCAGCAGAAGACACAGCAGUGCCGGUCGCGCCAGUUGAGGACGUAGACAAAGCCCACCUGGGUGAUCCUUACGCCAGCGCCGAAUACGCCAAGGACAUUUUUAUCUACAUGCGGGAACGCGAGGAGGAAUUCUCGCUGCAGGACUACAUGCGGAAUCAGCCUGACAUCACCACCGACAUGCGGGCCGUCCUCGUGGACUGGAUGGUGGAGGUGCAGGAAAACUUCGAGCUCACCCAUGAGACGCUUUACCUGGCAGUCAAGCUGAUGGAUCACUACCUGGCGAAGGUGACCACCACCCGGGACAAGCUGCAGCUUAUCGGCUCCACGGCCAUCCUCAUCGCGUCCAAGUUUGAGGAGCGCUGCCCGCCCUGCGUGGACGACUUCCUGUACAUCUGCGACGACGCCUACAAGAAGGAGGAGCUGCUCGCCAUGGAAGUGAGCAUCUUGCAGACGCUGCGCUUCGACAUCAACAUCCCCAUCGCCUACCGCUUCCUCCGACGGUUCGCCAAGUGCGCCUGCGCGAGCAUGGAGACCCUGACGCUGGCCCGCUUCAUCUGCGAGCUGACCCUGCAGGAGUACGCCUUCGUGGGCGAGAGCGCCUCCCGGCUGGCGGCCAGCUGCCUCCUCCUGGCCCUGCAGAUGAAGAACCUCGGUGGCUGGACCCCCACGCUGGAGUACUACAGUGGCUACGCGGCCCGGGAGCUGCCCCCCCUGGUGAAGAGGCUCAACUUCCUGCUCACCUACCAGCACGACGCGCGGCUCAAGGCCGUGCGCAGCAAGUACUCGCACCGGAUCUUCUUUGAGGUGGCCAAGCUGGCGCCCAUGGACAUGCUGGAGUUGGAGCGGGCGCUGCAGAGUUAG
Molecule: messenger RNA, 1242 nt
Organism: Varanus komodoensis (Komodo dragon)
Lineage: Eukaryota; Metazoa; Chordata; Lepidosauria; Squamata; Varanidae
Gene: CCNB3
Product: cyclin B3
Exons: 11
Coding region: 1-1242 (413 amino acids)
Biological process (GO): mitotic cell cycle phase transition; regulation of cyclin-dependent protein serine/threonine kinase activity
Cellular component (GO): nucleus; cytoplasm; cyclin-dependent protein kinase holoenzyme complex
Molecular function (GO): cyclin-dependent protein serine/threonine kinase regulator activity
Source: RefSeq, a predicted model, not a curated record